CUGCGCGGGCGGAAGGUUCGUGGCCGGCCGGCGCAGAAGAACCAGUACGUAGAGCCGGGCCACGGCCGGUGACUUGGUGACCAAGCGGCGGCGCUGCUGUUGCGGGGCUCGCGCGCACGGCCCGGCGGGACCUAGGACGGCGGGGCAGCAGGGCGCGGGCGCCGCGGGCCGGGGCGCGCCAGAUGAUGGAUUUGGAUGUGCUUCUAUGAAGAAAUGCCACGUGUCACAACUGGUCCAAGAACAAACAUGUCCAGACUACUGCCACCUUAGGGGACUAGGGGUUGUUGACAGCACUUCCCGGGGAAUCAGGCGUGUUCUGACCCAGGAACAGCAAGCACGUCAUCACCAAUGACAUCAUGACAGCAAGAGAGCACAGCCCUCGCCAUGGCGCCAGGGCCCGUGCGAUGCAGCGGGCUUCCACCAUUGACGUGGCAGCCGACAUGUUGGGCCUCUCUCUGGCAGGAAAUAUACAAGAUCCAGAUGAGCCCAUUUUAGAAUUCAGCUUAGCUUGCAGUGAGUUGCACACUCCAUCGCUAGAUCGAAAACCAAAUAGUUUUGUAGCUGUGAGUGUCACCACCCCUCCUCAGGCAUUCUGGACGAAACACGCACAGACGGAGAUUAUUGAGGGAACCAACAAUCCAAUAUUUCUAAGCAGUAUUGCCUUCUUCCAAGACUCUCUUAUCAAUCAGAUGACCCAAAUCAAACUCUCCGUGUAUGAUGUCAAAGAUCGAUCUCAGGGAACAAUGUAUUUACUGGGCUCUGGAACAUUCAUUGUCAAAGAUCUGCUCCAGGACAGACAUCAUAGGUUGCAUUUAACACUAAGAUCUGCAGAGAGUGACCGCGUGGGUAACAUCACUGUGAUCGGCUGGCAGAUGGAGGAGAAGUCGGACCAGCGGCCCCCUGUGACCCGGUCUGUGGACACCGUCAAUGGGCGGAUGGUUCUCCCGGUUGAUGAGAGCUUGACAGAGGCACUGGGAAUCCGAUCCAAGUAUGCUUCGUUGCGAAAAGACACUUUACUGAAAUCGGUGUUUGGCGGUGCCAUCUGCCGCAUGUACCGGUUCCCCACCACGGACGGCAACCACCUGCGGAUCCUGGAGCAGAUGGCAGAGAGCGUGCUGUCCUUGCACGUGCCCCGGCAGUUUGUGAAGCUCCUACUGGAAGAAGAUGCGGCCAGAGUGUGUGAGCUGGAGGAGUUGGGGGAUCUGUCCCCUUGUUGGGAGAGCCUCCGGCGCCAGAUUGUCACUCAGUACCAGACCAUCAUCCUCACAUACCAGGAGAACCUGACUGACCUCCAUCAGUACAAAGGUCCCUCGUUUAAAGCGAGCAGUUUGAAAGCAGAUAAAAAGUUAGAAUUUGUUCCCACAAACUUGCACAUACAGAGGAUGAGAGUUCAAGACGAUGGGGGGUCAGAUCAGAACUAUGAUAUCGUCACCAUUGGAGCGCCAGCAGCACACUGCCAAGGUUUUAAGUCAGGAGGUCUCCGCAAAAAGCUGCACAAAUUCGAAGAGACCAAGAAGCACAGUUUUGAGGAGUGUUGUACACCUUCCAGCUGCCAGUCCAUAAUCUAUAUACCACAGGACAUCAUCAGAGCCAAGGAGAUCAUUGCUCAGAUCAAUACCCUGAAAACCCAAGUGAGUUACUAUGCAGAGCGGCUCUCAAGGGCAGCUAAGGACAGGUCUGCCACUGGCCUCGAAAGAACCCUCGCCAUCCUGGCAGACAAGACCCGGCAACUGGUUACUGUGUGCGACUGCAAGCUGCUGGCCAACUCCAUCCACGGGCUGAACGCAGCACGGCCCGACUACAUUGCCUCCAAGGCCUCCCCCACAUCGAGUGAGGAGGAGCAGGUGAUGCUUAGGAAUGACCAGGACACCCUCAUGGCCAGGUGGACAGGGAGGAACAGCCGGUCUUCUCUGCAGGUGGACUGGCACGAGGAGGAGUGGGAGAAAGUGUGGCUGAAUGUGGACAAGAGCCUGGAGUGCAUCAUUCAGCGGGUGGACAAGCUGCUGCAGAAGGAGCGCCUGCAUGGCGAGGGCUGUGAGGAUGUCUUCCCUUGCGCGGGCAGCUGUACCAGCAAGAAAGGUAACCGGGACAGCCACGCCUACUGGAUCAAACCGGAAGACCCCUUCUGCGAUGUCCCCUCCUCGCCAUGCCCCUCUGCCAUCUGCUCGAUGCCAUCCUCACCUGCAUGCCAUCCUCACCCGACCACACAUUGCAGCCCCCCUCCUGACGAGUCCAGCCCAGGAGAAUGGAGCGAGGCCCUUUACCCCCUGCUGACCACCCUCACAGACUGCGUGGCCAUGAUGAGCGACAAGGCCAAGAAGGCGAUGGUGUUCCUGCUUAUGCAGGAUAGCGCCCCCACCAUAGCCACGUACCUGAGUCUGCAGUACCGCCGCGAUGUGGUCUUCUGCCAGACGCUGACUGCUCUCAUCUGCGGCUUCAUCAUCAAGCUGAGGAACUGCCUGCAUGACGACGGCUUCCUGCGGCAGCUCUACACCAUUGGGCUGCUGGCCCAGUUCGAGAGCCUGCUUAGCACCUAUGGUGAGGAGCUGGCCAUGCUGGAGGACAUGAGCCUUGGAAUCAUGGACCUGAGGAACGUGACCUUCAAAGUCACUCAGGCCACUUCUAAUGCAUCAACUGACAUGCUGCCUGUCAUCACGGGAAAUCGGGAUGGCUUUAACGUGCGGAUCCCUCUGCCGGGCCCGCUGUUCGACGCCCUGCCUCGGGAGAUCCAGAGCGGCAUGCUGCUGCGGGUGCAACCCGUCCUCUUCAAUGUGGGGAUCAACGAGCAGCAGACGCUGGCCGAGAGGUUUGGAGAUACGUCUUUACAAGAAGUUAUCAAUGUGGAAAGUUUGGUGCGGUUAAACUCCUACUUUGAGCAGUUUAAGGAAGUUUUGCCUGAGGAUUGCCUACCUCGAUCUCGGAGCCAGACAUGCCUGCCAGAGCUGCUGCGUUUUCUGGGCCAGAACGUACAUGCCAGGAAGAAUAAGAACGUCGACAUUCUCUGGCAAGCUGCUGAGGUCUGCCGCCGCCUUAACGGGGUCCGGUUCACCAGCUGCAAGAGCGCCAAGGACCGCACGGCCAUGUCAGUGACGCUGGAGCAGUGCCUGAUCCUGCAGCACGAGCACGGCAUGGCCCCACAGGUGUUCACCCAGGCCCUGGAGUGCAUGCGCAGCAGGCGUGUUUGCAGAAUGAAACCCGGGACUAAAAACUGUCUACUGUUGAUCGAUGCCUUGUUUCAAGCGCUGCUGGGGAGCACCUUACCUCACAUACCAAAAGAAAGGAUAAGAAACCUGGUUUUCCCGUCUCCUUCAAUGUAGCCACCAAUGCUGUCAAAGUCUCGUUUCCAACGGUCACUCCUACUGAAUGUUCUGUAUCAUUUGUCCUCUCACCAAAUUCUUUAAAGCGUUUGAUUCUCUUAUCCUUUCUGUAUGUUUCUGCCGUUUGACCUUCUCACAAUGACCCACAAAAGUGAUGCCUGAGCUCCUGCCUCUUGAUAAUAGCAUUUUGUAGGAAUGGAAGUAUGUUGUCCCUGUUUGUCUUUUCCACAUUCAUCCAAACCCCUAUCUGUGACCCCGGGGCUUUGAUUCAUGCACGGAUGGAAAGUUCACCACCUUCCCUGGGCUGGGCCUCAGGGAGGCAAUGGAGACUCUCUAGACACCUGCCCAGGCAUCCUUAGUCAACCUGUCCUCACAGCCUGUACUUCAGGCUCAGUGUCCCUGAUGCCAUGAGGGAGGCAGGGCCUGGGCUUCCAGGCAUGCACGUCUGUACCCUGUGAGUGAGCUGCGAGGUGCUACGAGGGGCCACCUUGGUGAGAUGCAGGCCUCCGUUAGAGAAGAAGCACAAAAAGUAGAAGGAAACGGAGAUACCUGUGGUUGUUGGAGCAAAGAUUAGGAUAAGGUAUGCUCCGACCAGGCCCUGAGUCAGGUGUACAGUCCAUGUGUAGACAGCUGUCCAGUCCCGGCUUCUGGAACAAAUGUGAUUGAGAAAAACAAUUCAUUCUGCCUGCAUCUGAGCACAGAGGUCUCAGGAGGCCUGGGAGAACAAGGCUCCUUAGAAAGACACCGGGGCAGCCACAUCUACCAGCCUGUGGCCUGUCUCAGGGCUGUGUGGGCAGUACCCACACAUGCACAGAUUGGCUGCUGUGGCUUUCAGCACACUCCACACGUGCUCACCUAAGAAACUGAUACUCCUUAUAGCAAAAUUUUAAAAUAUGAAUAAGCCCCUAUACCAGUUUUUCUCAUACCCCCCCCCAGAAUCCUCCGUCUUCCUUCUGUUGACAAGCAGCCGUGCUCGUGUUGACGCCUCCUCUUUCAGCUGUGGAUGCGUACAUACAAGCACAUGGGCGGGAGUGCAGUUAACACACAUGCCAGAUCGCCAGGCCCCGAAUCACAGCACACCCGUGCGUGAACAGACGCAGCUCUGGGUGCAGUUAUGCCUGUUGUUUGAGCCUACUUUUUUCAGUUAGCUUUCUUGGGAGCAUUUUUUCAGGUUAAUAAGUGGAGACCUUACGAUUUUGAGCACACCGUAGUGUUUCGGUUUGCUGCCAUUGACCGUCUAAGCUGAAGGUGGUUUCCUCCACCUCAGACAGGGGGUGGGGUGUCCUUGUGUAUGCUCCUGGCCUUUAUAGAUUUCUAAUACAAAUCAUCACACUCUCACCCCCUGUCCCAAGUGCCUGCUUGUGCACCCUCCGGGUGCUGUCGUGCCUGUCACUCGUCAGUGCGCUUCCAAGUCUGUAAAGUCAGUGUUGCUUUCCUGGGUCACAGGUGAGGACCCCGCAGUCUUGCCUAGGGCACGACCUUCCUCCCUGGGCCUCCCUCGGCCUCUCUAAACCUCCCCCCUCCAUCUCCAUUUAAUGGAAGUCUUUUUAAAGUGUUCCUGUUUGUUUUUCUGGUUUUUCUGAAAUUUCUGCAAUAAACAUAUAAUCUUACUUAACUAAUCAUGUUGGAUAUUAUGACACAAGAACAAGCUCGAUCACAGCCCCCCUGCACCCGCUCCCGGAACCCAGUAGUUCCAGCAGCCGGGGCUCUGUGCUCACUGCCGCCUUUCGGCCUGACCGCGUUGCAGUUCAGACCGUCACGCGUGUGGGUUGUUUUAAGGUGAUUUUCUGAACUCUUCCCUGUGGGGGGAAGACAUGCAUUUGUCCAUAGACAGCAAGCCUGAGGUGGCUGGGUCACUAGCCAGUAUUUCUGGCUGUAGCGUGGCCAGGACCUGUGGCUCAGCUGGGAGCCCUAAGGAGGCAGCAGAAAAUACUGGGCCAUGCCUUGAGUGGAAGAAUGCAUUUUGGUUCUCUUGCUUUCUCGCUUGCAUCUUACCAGAUGGAAGAGUAGAGCAUGCAGGCAAGGGUGCAGGGGGGAGAGAGGGGGUGGGGUAAGGGGGCAAAGCUGACACUCUGGCCUUGUUUCUCCCGGAGGCCCAGGAUGAGCAGUGGCCAGGGCUGUGCCAGGAAAUGCUUAACAACCAGCUCCCCGCCUCCACCACAGCCAAAAACAGCCCUAAUCUAUAGUGUUCGCAUAAAUACUCCCACCGGGGCUUAUUUCCAGCUACCGGUGUGAUGUCACAGAACAUGGAGCUGGGGAAGGACGCAUACACCCAGCUCCUGCCAGCCAUCACAGCCAAUGCCCGCUCACUGCUCGUGCUGCCUCUCUGUCCCCUACCCAGGGCCUGAAACGCUCACAGAGUGGGUCUUCCCAAGUAGCCACCGUGACACCACCUCUGUCCCCCGAGACUGCCCUGGCUGGGAAAGUGUCCCCAGUCUGAACGGCACAUCAUGCAGGGCCAUUCCAGGGCUUCCGAGCUCCUCUGGGAAAGCACAGGAGAAGUCUGCUUGAGCAAGGACCUCAAGCCACUUCUCUCUGGGUGGACCCUCAGAGGACACAUGCGGCAUCCUGGCAUCCCUGCUGCGUCUGUGGCAGUGUCACCACUUUGGUGGACGUUCGUAGAGGCUAUGGCUCCAGAGUAUAUAUUUUAUAUAUAUGUAUAUAUGUAUACAUAUAUUGCACCUCGGUGUAUAUUUUUCUGGGGCACCAAAAGGGGGAAAACACCCAGAUUUCUGAUGUGAGCUUGGUUGGCUUCCGUGGUUGGAGGUCAGCCUGUAGAACAGUGACUUGAACUUUCGGGGACACGGGCGGCUCGUGCUCAGCCACUGCUCAGCCUAACCGCCAGAGCGGGCCUGGGGAGAGCUCAGACUGGUAUUUGAGGUAAAUCGUCGUUGUUUGAAUGGUUCAUCAAGAGGCAGCUUUGGCAAAGUUGGUCACACCCCUCCCCUCUCCACCCCUGCUCAGGCAUCUGUGAGAAGGUCAAACCACCCCCUCCCAAUGGUUCUUCAUGUUCAGCUUGCUUCUUGAAAUUCAUGUCUUGGCAGCAUGUGAGAGCAUGGCAGGGCAGCAUGGAGUUGUGCUUGGCCAGCCGAGAGAGCGCGAACAUGGAAAACCAUUUAGUCAACCUACAUGUGUUUGUUUUCGGUAGACGACAGUAUUUUUUCUUAUUUUCACUUCUCUUUCUCUCCUUUCUUCUUGUGACUGUGCUGGUUUUGUUUUGGUACCCCUUCCACACCCUUUUCUGCACAUCAUCUUUUCUUUCUCUUGUGACUCCAUCCCAUUUUUUUUGUUUAACUCUUACUGUUUGGUUUUCCUCUUUUUUCCAUACUUUUGAUACAAUUCAUUGCAUGUGUCCUCCCCCCCCUUUAUUUCCUUUGCCUUUUUCUUUUCCUUUCUCCCAAACUUUUUCCU
Messenger RNA from Neogale vison (American mink), 6728 nucleotides. It is a transcript of the gene INPP4A, whose product is annotated as inositol polyphosphate-4-phosphatase type I A. Gene Ontology annotation, cellular component: cytoplasm. The transcript is spliced from 26 exons. Bases 357 to 3317 code for a protein of 986 amino acids. The record is from RefSeq and is a predicted model, not a curated record. NCBI's taxonomy places the organism in Eukaryota, Metazoa, Chordata, Mammalia, Carnivora, Mustelidae. Gene Ontology annotation, molecular function: phosphatidylinositol-3,4-bisphosphate 4-phosphatase activity.